This is a messenger RNA of Dama dama (fallow deer), 6349 nucleotides long. It is a transcript of the gene ATXN7L1, whose product is annotated as ataxin 7 like 1. The transcript is spliced from 13 exons. Lineage: Eukaryota; Metazoa; Chordata; Mammalia; Artiodactyla; Cervidae. The record is from RefSeq and is a predicted model, not a curated record. Bases 29 to 2911 code for a protein of 960 amino acids.
GAACACUCAAUGUCGGAACGUUCCGAAGAUGACGUCGGAGCGUUCUCGAAUCCCGUGUCUCUCGGCUGCUGCUGCCGAAGGAACAGGGAAAAAGCAACAAGAAGGAAGAGCAAUGGCGACACUGGAUCGCAAAGUGCCCAGUCCGGAGGCGUUUCUGGGCAAACCCUGGUCCUCCUGGAUCGACGCCGCCAAAUUACACUGCUCCGACAAUGUAGAUUUAGAAGAGGCUGGAAAAGAGGGUGGAAAAAGCAGGGAGGUUAUGAGGCUUAAUAAAGAAGAUAUGCACUUGUUUGGCCACUACCCAGCACACGACGACUUCUACCUCGUGGUGUGCAGCGCCUGUAACCAGGUCGUCAAGCCGCAGGUCUUCCAGUCCCACUGCGAGAGAAGACACGGUUCAAUGUGUAGACCUUCUCCAUCUCCGGCGUCUCCACCCUCCAAUUCCAGGACAUCACUAGUACAGGUGAAAACAAAAGCCUGUCUCAGCGGCCAUAACUCUGCCAGCAGCUCCUCAAAGCCAUUCAAAACGCCCAAAGACAAUCUACUUACCUCCAGCAGCAAACAGCACACAAUCUUUUCAGCGAAGGGAUCAAGGGACAAACCAUGUGUUCCGGUUCCCGUAGUCAGUUUAGAGAAAAUUCCUAACCUAGUGAAGGCAGAUGGUGCCAAUGUCAAAAUGAACUCUACGACCACUCCUGCGGUCCCCUCCUGCUCCACCUCAUCCUCUGCCGUCUCCACCCCGCCUGUCAUUAAGCCAGUCUUGAUGUCCAAGUCAGUGCCACCUUCCCCAGAGAAGAUCUUAAAUGGCAAAGGAAUUUUGUCCACCACCAUAGACAAGAAACACCAAAACGGCACCAAAAACAACAGCAAGCCUUACAGGAGACUUUCAGAGAGAGAAUUUGACCCAAAUAAACACUGUGGAGUGUUGGAUCCCGAGACAAAGAAACCUUGCACAAGAUCCCUCACCUGCAAGACUCACUCACUAAGCCAUCGGAGGGCAGUCCCAGGCCGGAAGAAGCAAUUUGACCUCCUCCUGGCGGAACACAAAGCCAAGUCCCGGGAAAAAGAAGUUAAAGAUAAAGAGCAUCUCCUGACUUCGGCAAGGGAAGUACUUCCCAAUCCCCCCGGGCCGGCGCACGACUCACUGCCGGGACCUUCAGGGAGCUCGGGCCCAGAACCUAAAGUCGCGUCCCCUGCAAAAUCCAGGCCACCCAACUCUGUGCUUCCUAGACCAUCUUCUGCAAAUAGCAUAAGCAGCAGCACGUCUUCAAAUCACAGUGGCUACACUCCGGAACCCCCUCUGCCCCCAGUUGGAGGUGACCUCGCCAGCCGACUGUCGAGUGAUGAAGGGGAGAUGGACGGAACCGAUGAAUCCGAGAAGCUAUUAGACUGUCAUUUCUCUGCCCACCACCCCAGACCUCUUGCGUUUUGCUCAUUUGGGAGUCGCCUCAUGGGACGAGGGUACUAUGUGUUUGAUAGAAGAUGGGAUCGUUUUCGAUUCGCACUAAACUCCAUGGUAGAAAAACACUUGAAUUCACAGAUGUGGAAGCACAGAAACCCGAGCCACAGGGCAUCAGGUCCCUCCCCCCUUUUCAGGACUUGCCUAACAAAUCUGCUGUCACUGAGCAACAUUGGGGCUGCCUGGGUGUCAACUCUGGAGAGCGUAGCACCCCGCUGCCCUCUCAACCUCGCUGCCCAAACCCCAGGCCCCGACGGGCCCGAACCUGGAGGGAUGGCAGCCGAUGGGGGCGUGGAAGACAUUAGGAAGAAAAGGAACGGCCAAGACUCUUUUUUCUUUAACAAGCAUUUAACUCUGCAUCAGGAGACGCCAACACAGUAUUCUCUUUCAGCCAGGAAGAUCCCUCCUGCGGCAGAUAGCCCCAUGCCCUCGCCAGCAGCCCACCUCACCACCCCUGUUCCAGCAUCCGUUUUACAGCCUUUCAGCAACCCCAGUGCUGUGUAUCUUCCUUCAGCUCCCAUCAGCUCGAGACUCACCUCUUCUUACAUAAUGACAUCAGCCAUGCUCUCAAAUGCAGCUUUUGUGACAUCGCCGGACCCGAGCGCCCUCAUGUCACACACCACAGCUUUCCCUCAUGUGGCCGCAACCCUCAGCAUCAUGGACUCAACCUUCAAGGCCCCACCCGCCGUGUCCCCGAUACCAGCCGUCAUCGCUUCCCCAUCCCACAAGCCAUCCAAAACCAAAACCAGCAAAUCCUCAAAAGUCAAAGACCUGUCCGCCCGUAGCGACGAGUCUCCAAGUAACAAAAAGAGGAAGCCGCAGUCUUCGACUUCCUCCUCUUCCUCCUCAUUACCCCUGCAGACAUCCCUCGCCUCCCCAUUGUCAGGGCCCCACAAAAAGAACUGUGUUUUGAAUGCCAGUUCCGCUUUGAACUCCUAUCAGGCGGCCCCUCCCUAUAACAGUCUGUCUGUGCACAACUCAAACAAUGGGGUGAGCCCACUCAGUGCCAAACUGGAGCCCUCAGGACGGACCUCGCUGCCUGGCGGCCCCACGGACCUAGUGAGACACGUGGGCUCUGGGGGCGGCAGCAGUGACUCCUGUCCCCUCUCUGUGCCCUCCCUUGCAGGGGACCUCUCUCUGGCCUCACACAAUGCUGUGUCUUCUCUGCCCCUCUCUUUUGACAAAUCAGAAGGAAAAAAGCGUAAGAACUCAAGUUCUAGUAGCAAAGCCUGUAAAAUCACUAAAAUGCCUGGAAUGAAUAGUGUUCACAGAAAGAACCCGCCCAGCCUUCUUGCUCCGGUGCCCGAUCCUGUUAACAGCACCUCCUCUCGGCAGGUUGGGAAAAAUAGCAGCCUAGCUUUGUCACAAUCCAGUCCUUCAAGCAUAUCCAGCCCAGGACACAGCCGACCGAAGAACACAAACAGAACGGGCAGGAUAAGGACUCUUCCAUAACAAGACUCUGAAGCCACUUCCAAACCAAUGCCUGGCCACGGGACCCCACCCCAGCCAGAGGAGGGAGGGGAGUGGGCAGUGGGGGAGUCUGUUUCCUAUGCCCUACCUGUGGCUCUGGCCUUUCUUCUUUUUUUAAUUGACCAAUUUUUAGUUUUGAGGAAAAAAGAAAAAGGCAAAAGAACGUGAAUUUGAGAUUUACAGAAAACAAGUACCAGUGUUUUGUUUCCGUUCUUUGAUUUGCCAUGUGUAUACCUUCUUCCAAGUUUGGAGUCACUCAUCUAGCUUCUGAUGCUGCUACUGCAUCAUUUUGUUCCAGCCACAAGAGCAGACAUUGCAGAAUGUCUGUUCCUGGUUGGCCUUGUCUGAAACUCUUGAACUUGAGCACAUUCAGUGCUCCUUUCCUUGGGCUCUUCCAUCUUUCCCUCCCGUCCCCGCCUACCUGCCACUCUCUGGGUCCCCCCUGGCCAUCAGAGGAACAGGCUCUCAUACCUCCCCUCUGGACCAUGUGUUGAUGGGGGAGGGGCUUUGCUGGGGAGCUGCCUGUGUUUAGGGAACAGAGAGCUGGAGGGUGGGCCACGUGUCCCCAUCAGGUUUCUAGGGCAGCAGAAUGGCAGGAACCAGAUGCAGAAUUGAGAACAGCAGCGUUUAAUGAUGGCGCUCACUCAGUACCGCUAUGCAGCUAUGCAGCUCACAGACGUACUGGGUUAGGGACGGGGCAGGAACGGACCUACAAGGUUGCAGGAAGAAUGGUGUGGGGGUAGGAAAAGACAUCCUCAAAAGAUGGUGGGAAUUGGGUAAUUGUGAUCAUCUGAGCUUGUUAGGCCUCCAUGCUACACAGUCCCUCCCAGAGCACCGUGUACAAGGGCACAAGGCCGAGGAAGUCACCGGGGGGAAGAAUUCCAGGGAAAGGGGCACAAGACCUCAGGAAGCCACUCAGGAGGAGGAAUGGUACCCAGGGCUGUGGACGUUCUCAAGCUGCCCUCUGGGGCUUGACAAGAGGAGAAAAGCCGGGCCAGAAGCAAGGGCUUGAGGGAAAGCUGCUGUGGAGGGUUAACUGCCAAACCCCUGUUAAUAAUAAAUACUAGCAUUGCCCACCCACCACCGUGCCCUUGGCCAGAGGCCCCCAUUCCAGCACAGCCACCCAGGAAAGAAUGGUAAGGCCACCACUCGUGGAGAAGAGACAGAAGGGAGAAGCCGGAGGCCUGCAGCUACAAAACUGUUCACACUGGAGUUCUGAAAGAAACAAUACCAUAAGCUCUAAUUGGGAAUUGUAAUCAGGAAGGAGUUCCCCAUAUAAAAUAGGUGUUCUGUGCUAUGAAUCAUGUAACUUUGUGUACAGUAUAAUGGAAGAGAUACUAGGAGUUUUUGCUUCAUCCAUAAGUCAGAUAUGAAUGCCAGUUUUGCCGCUGGACGUAAACCCUCAUCCCUAACCUAAAGUUUUCCUUUUCUUUCCCAUUCCCUCCAAACCCAAAGAUCAGACUACUGUUAAAUUUCACCAUAUGAUUGGAUUUUGCAAAGACGGGAGGCAAACGGAGUGAUUUGCAUCAAUGGAAUUGCACUGACAGUGUUUCUUAAUAGGAUUACUAAAGUUUUUAAUAUAAAAUGAUUUUUUUAAAAAUCAGGAGUUGAUAUUAGGUACUAGGACAUUAGUUCAGAUGAAUUCAUUUUUAUUUCUACAGUGUUAAAAGUGCACUUAUAUGCUGGUUUAUUUCCAUCUUGGGAAAAAGAGACUGCAAAUUGAAGGGAAGAUUGUUACUUUUUCUUUUUUAAAAAAAAAAGGUUAAGGCAGAUUUUAAGACUUAUAAAUGUUUAAGAAAUUAUAAACAAGGUUAGACCCUUUGAAAAAAGUUUAGAAGAUAUUCUUAAAGUAAAUUUUUAUAGUGUUAAUUUUGUAAUAAUUUAUGUUUUACUAUAUUACAGAGCUAACUGACCAGAAUAGUUUCAGAAACAAUAUGAAACUUAGGAAAGUUGAAGCAAUGUUUAUAUUUUUAAAAUGUUCUUUGAAUUAUGUUUUUAUUGUACAUUUCUUCAGACUGAAAAGUAUGUACAUAUCUUUGUUAUUUUUGCACAAUUUUCGUCUUGUUCAGUUUUAGAAGUCUGUUUUUUUUUUUUAAUAAUUUAUUUUGAGUUGUAAUACUUGCAGGAGUGAAAACAACAACAACAAAAAAUCUCAGCAACAAAAUAACCCUCUGAUUUACAAACUCUUACACUCAAAGAGGGAAAACAAAGGUUGAGAGAUUAAGUGGCUGCUUCUGAGAAAUAAUGUCUCGACAGGGACUAAAGGAGCGAUUCAAUGGAUUUUAAACAUUUUAGCUCUCUACAUCUUGAAUUGCAAGCUGGAAUAAAGAGGCUCCCCACUGAAUGCUGCUUACUUGGUGAAAGACUGGCUCUGACCAAGGUGAGGACAUUUCUGGAAACUGAGCAAAAAGGGAAAACCCACGGUGUUUCUUCCUUCACAGUCAGCUACAGGUUUACUUUAUAAUGAUGUAUUCAAAACUCACAGCUUGAAAAAUGGAAUGCAAAUAAAAGGUUUUCUUUCAGUUUGUUUGGAUGGAGUUCAACUGGACCAGCCUAUAAAGCAUUUUUGGGGGAAUAUCCUUUGGGUACUUCUGUUCUGCACACCCCACUCAGCCCUCUCUCCUAGCCCCUUGACUGCACACACCCCCAUCUGCCUGAAGAUCUUGUGACUUGUCGCCAGCCGUAGAGGCUCGAAAGCUCUGGUUGUUAAAGCGUAACGCAAUGCAUAGACCUGUCAGCCAUAAAAAAAAAAAGCGACCUGGAUAACUUGUAUGCCUUCUUUUGUAUCAAUGUACCAAUUGUAAAUAAUGCUGAUCAACCUUUGUAGAGAAUAGUUUAUACAGCAUAUUCUAUUAUUGCUGAUUCUCAGUGAACUCUUGUUUUAAAAAAGGAAAAAAGAAAUUUUCUAUUUACACCUUCUAUUUUGUUAUGCUGUCAGCCCAUGGCACUUUAACAAAACUCUGUGGGUUUUAUGUAGCUGGUCAGUCAUGGGGUAUAUUCAAUAACUGUUGUUGCACAGAGGAGAAUUUGCACCUGCUCAUUUGUCCUUUCCUACUACCAAUUUUAGAACCUUUUCCAGAAAUUUUGAAGAAAGCAUGUCCAAACAUUCUAAACAAAUGCCACACUUGUGGAGUGGGUUUCUUUUCUACGAUCCAUAUUUUGUAACACUAAGUAUUUUCCUUCUUUGUCCUGCACCUUUAUGUAUUAGCACUAUCAGAUAGAAUUCAUUCCAUGCCUGUGAUAUUGUAAGCAGAAUAAAUGUCUAAAGUAGGUGUAAAUAGUAAAUUCUAUGGCUUACAGUUUAAAAAGGAAAGAACAAACACGUAUCUAUUGAUACUGCCGUGGUUCAGCACCAGGCCUGGAGACAUUCUCCAGUGAGCGAUUGUAUUUUUUUUUUUUUUUUUUGCUUUUUUUUUUUUU